UUGUGACAAAAAAGGCUACGUCAAAUUCUAAACGACCUCACAAAAUUUUCUUCUGUGAUAACUCCAGUAGUUUCAAGUUUAACAAAUGUUUUGUGCUCGUGCGAUGUGAUCAUCAGGAAUAUAUGAAUAUUUUUUACCUGUAAAGUUUUAUAAUGUGUAUAGAGUGCAAUAUAGCGGUUGUGUAUAGCUAUCAGUUUUAUUAGUUUUGUGUCAUUGAGAUAUCACAAUGCGUAUCGGUUUUCUAUUAUAUUGGUGCGUAUUUGCUAUUCACUUGUGCAAAGCGGAUGAUGGAGAGAGGACAGAGUCCAGAGAUGGCCGGAGGGCUCAAUGGGGUCCUACCGUGAGGAGCAGUUCAUUUACGAGCGAGUCGGCUUCAGUAUCAAAUGAGCUCAUACUUCUGGAGGCCUGUAAUAACGAGCCGGCGUGUCUCCAAGACCACGCUGGUCUUGAGGCCAUCACACAGCUCCACCGACAGCUGGAUGACGACGCGAAUGGAAAUGUUGAUCUCAGUGAGAGUGAUGACUUCUUACGCGAGGAGCUUCAAUACGACAGCGGCUAUGAGAAGCGCCAGCGAGCCUUCCAUCACAACGACGACAUGCACAUAUCUGUCAAAGAACUUUGGGAGGCCUGGCUACGGUCAGAGGUCCACAAUUGGACGGUGGAGCAGACUGUGGUGUGGCUGUCCGAGUCUGUGGAGUUGCCGCAGUACAGGACGCUGUUCUUGCAACAUAGAAUCACUGGUGCAGCAUUACCGAGAUUAGCUGUGAACAACAUGCAAUACAUGAGCAACGUUCUGGGCAUAAAGGACCCUAUACACAAACAGAAGCUAGCCCUCAAAGCCAUGGAUGUUGUAUUGUUUGGACCACCCAAAGAAGGCAGUCGUUGGAAGGACUGGUUGUUAGCAUCGCUUCUGUUGGGUGCUGUUGUUGGAGGCUGGGCAGCGCUGAGAGCCGGCCGUGCCAGUAGGCAUCAGGUACAGAGGAUGUUGAGGGACAUGGAACAUCUGAGGAAAGCUGAAAUGGCGCUGGACGAUAUGCAGAAAGAAUUGGAGAAGGCGCGUCUGGAGCAGGAGAGCGUCACGACGGAAAAAAAGAAUCUAGAGAAGAAGUUGCAGGAAGCUGGAGACACGCCGAUGUUGAACUCAGCGUCAUCAGACCUAGAAGUUACUCAACUCAAGUCCGAAAUAGAGAUGCUACGUGCUGAGCUGCGUCGAGCUGAAGGUGAGCUGGAGGACCGUUGCUGGGCGCCACCGGCCGGGCUCCAGCAGUGGCUGCAGCUCACACACGAGAUAGAGAACAAGGCCUACCUCAGGAAGAAACAGACGGCUGACGGGCAGCUGCAGCAGGCCAGGGACGCGUGUGAAAAGCUACGGAAGAAACGUUCCAGUCUGGUGGGAGCCUUCGUGUCGACACACGGCAAGUCCAUAGACGACGUGGACCGAGCCAUAGUAGAGGCUAGGACCGCUCUCAACGAAGUUACACAGGAGCUACAGGAACGCAUGCACCGAUGGAAGCAGAUCGAAAGGUUGUGUGGCUUCAAUAUAAUAAAUAACAACGGAUUACAGUUCCUAGAGAGCACCCUGUAUAGAACAGCUAACGGGAGACAGGGGAAAGUCCGAGUGAGCAGUUCGCAGGAUGAUCUCAGCCUUGGAGACGACACGUCACUGUGCGGAUCAGCGACAGACACUUUGGGCUGGCGGGAGGACUCGUCGGGCAGUGAAGCAGACUCACCCCACUACCCUCUAGAUCUCAGACUGGCCGAGGCCAGGCUUCAAUUAGAAGAACGCCUGGCACAAGAAGCGCGGGAGAAGAGAAUGGAUGAAAGAAAAGAAGAAAGAGCGAGGGAGAGAAGUUUAUACAAUGACGUCAGGAAGAGCCCAACCGACGAAAGGAAGAGGGAACAAGUACAUUUCAUACUGGGAGGGGACAAUGUUAACUGGACGGGCGAGGACUUGACCCGUGCGUCCCAGUCGCAGUCCCAACCUCAACUGCGUUCGUCCAUACGCGGAGCCCCCGGCGUGCCGCUCCCUCCACCGCGCCGCCCCGGCCCAGGCCCAACGCCCUCUCACCUCAUGGAGAGGUCGCGCAGCACCGACCACGUUUUCGACGACCCUCGCCCCCCGCCCAGACAACCAUUCACAAGACAGAAGGCACUCGCCGAAGGUAACGAACGAACCGAACACACUCCGCCCGAGGAGGAAUCCACGGACUCGUCCCUGAUGGAGGAAGACGGUGCGCCCAAGCCGAGGAAGCGGAGGAUACAUCUGCCCUUCGGUAAGAAAUCUAAGACCCCCGCGUGACGUCACACCGCUGAUAUUAGCACGAUCGUUAGAAGCUCCCCGAGGUGUACUUCAAUGGAAAUGUUGCAUAUUUUGAAAUUAUUUAUUUGUUUGCCGUCGUUUGAUAUUUAUACAUUUUUCGUCUUUAUAUAUGUACCGUUCUAUGUACCUGUCUAAUUUUUAUAUAUUAUAUAUCGCCUUCGAGAAGUAGUUUUGGAAUCAUUUAAAAUAUUUUGUAUUCUAGAGACAAUCCUAUAACUUAGCUCAUGUAUUUCCAAUUUAGAUGUUUUAAUGAACCGGAUAUAUGAAUAAUAUAUGUUCCUCAACACUAGUGGAUUGUUAUGGACGCCAAUUUGUUCGUGAACUAUCUACUAUCUGGAGGCUUGAAGUGAUUCUCAUAUAGUGACGCAAUGUGUUAAGGCUUACAUGAAACGACAUUUUAAGUAGAAACAAUAUAGGAAUAUCACGUGCCCGUUACAAACGGCCUAGAAAAAUGUAUCGUUAGUUGUGCUUUUAAUCUAAUUUAUACAGAUGUCCGAGUCUCGAUAUCCGUUCAUAAUCCAGUAUAAUCGUUAAUUAGAACAUUGUAAUGACUCGUCCGGUUGUAUAAUGUAUAUUUCAAUGUUUACACGAUAGCCAAUUAUACAUUGUAUAAAUGUAAAUAUACUUACGACCAUAUCGCAUCAUUCCCUGUUUUUUUUUCGUAGUUUGAUAGCGAUAUAUUAUGUGCCCCAUAGAUUUAAAAUAGUAUAAGACAGUUUGGUGCUAUAUGAAUAUUUCAGACUGGAAUCCAUAACACCAAAUUUAAUAAAAUCUGUGUAACACGCAUCGCUCAUACGAAGGUCUUCCAUUUCAUAGUAUCGGAAGAAAUUUCCCUUAUAUACUUACCAUUAUCUUUAGUUACACUGUGUUGCUGCCAUCGGAGCCCGAGCCUAGCUUAAUACAAGUACUUAAUGCCAUGUUAAGCAGCAAAGUAGAUGUACUUAGUCUGAUAUCGAAGUAACGACGAUACGAAUCGAUCUGCUAAUUGAUUAAUAUGAAAUUUUAUAAAGACUGUCACAAUAACUUCUACAGUAUUAGUCCGCUCGCAAUGAGAGAAAAUUAACUCAAAUUAUGAAAGGUUUUAAGAAUACCUACUACUUGGCAUUUGUUAAACAAAAUGGUCACGUGUUUUAUCUUACUUUAUCAGUGCAUUAUCCGUGUGAAUCAAAUUCUGACAGAUGUAUUACAAAAAGACAAAUCGUGAUAAAUUAUUAAUAAAAAAUAUUCGUAAAACA
Molecule: messenger RNA, 3555 nt
Organism: Danaus plexippus (monarch butterfly)
Lineage: Eukaryota; Metazoa; Arthropoda; Insecta; Lepidoptera; Nymphalidae
Gene: Stim
Product: stromal interaction molecule homolog
Exons: 14
Coding region: 227-2299 (690 amino acids)
Biological process (GO): activation of store-operated calcium channel activity; intracellular calcium ion homeostasis; store-operated calcium entry
Cellular component (GO): endoplasmic reticulum; plasma membrane
Molecular function (GO): calcium channel regulator activity; calcium ion binding; protein binding
Source: RefSeq, a predicted model, not a curated record